AGCUCUCAUCUCCUUCCUCCACUGAUAUCUUCUCGUCCUCCUCAGCUACUACACAGAUCUUCGGACGACAUCCUUCACUACGAACCUACUCCUUCGUAACUAGACUUCUCCUCCGCCAAACAACAUCUCCUCUGGAUCCCAAUUUGCAGCGCCCUUCACGCCCUGCCACAGUCAGAAAGGUUUCGUCGGUUUGGAGCAUGACCGCUGAGAUGAAUUCCUGCGAACUUAUUAUCGAACCCAAUUUCAGGAACAGGAGGACGGAGUCUACUGAUAGCGAAUCCUCACUCAUACCAAAGGUCAAGAAGCUGAGCUUUGUGGACAUGCCUAUGGAUAUCAAGAAAAUGAUUCAAGUCAUCACAUGCAUUGACGAUGAAGGAUUCGAGUUUCCUGACUUUGAACUGAAUACUGUUGAGUCUUUUUGCGAAGUCGAGAAUGAGAACUGUAAGCAGUUUACAAGAGUUUUGGCCUGAUGAUAUUCAAAGGCAUGUUUCAACAGAUUGUAUUCUAGUGUGUAAUGAACCAUAUUGAUUGCAAAUUUCC
Guillardia theta CCMP2712 is the source of this 540-nucleotide messenger RNA. RefSeq lists its product as hypothetical. The transcript has a single exon. Lineage: Eukaryota; Cryptophyceae; Pyrenomonadales; Geminigeraceae. The record is from RefSeq and is a predicted model, not a curated record. The coding region runs from base 198 to 470 and encodes 90 amino acids.